This is a messenger RNA of Musa acuminata AAA Group (dessert banana), 2915 nucleotides long. Its product is annotated as protein VACUOLELESS GAMETOPHYTES-like. NCBI's taxonomy places the organism in Eukaryota, Viridiplantae, Streptophyta, Magnoliopsida, Zingiberales, Musaceae. Bases 2 to 694 code for a protein of 230 amino acids. The record is from RefSeq and is a predicted model, not a curated record. The transcript has 5 exons.
CAUGGGCAGGCUCGGCCAUGAGCUGGUCAUCGCCCAUUUCAGUCACCCCCACCCUUUGGAGCUCACCUCCCUUCAUCGGCAACCGGCGACCUCCUGCGCCGGCUGCUCUCGCGAUCUCUCCGACCGCGCCUACUCGUGCAAGACAUGCGGGUUCGCGCUCGACGUAUCCUGCGCCCAGAUGCCGCAGCGCGUCCGCCACCCGGCCGACGCCAGCCACAGUCUCACCCUCCUCACCGCCGGUGGCUCCUUCCGCUGCAACGCGUGCGGCGCCGACGGCUCCGCGUUCUUCUACCACUGCGGCGAGUGCAACCUCAACCUGCACUGCUCCUGCGCCGCCAUGCCGCUGUCUGUGGUCCACGCCGCCCACCUCCACCCUCUCACCCUCUUCUUCUUUCCUCACUACGAGAACAGGGGCUUCUCCUGCGACAUCUGCGGGCACCCCGGCUCGUACCAGUGGGUUUACAGCUGCGCCAUGUGCGGGUUCGACGCGCACGUCGGGUGCGCGGCGGCGGAGGAGGCGCAAGCGAAUCCCCCAUGGCACGAUUCCGAAGGCGGCGGCAGCGCCCCACAUUUAGCUCUGCAGAAGAUGGAAACCGGCGUGGGUGUUCGUAAGAUCGACAAACGCAAAGCAAAGAGGAUAGCGAAGAGAGUUGCCGUAACAGUGGGGACGAGCUUAAUCUGCACUAUCCUAUAGAAUAAUGUGCUUGCGUUUACUUCAACGAUCUCAAACCUGCAGCAGUCACAGAGAAUUCCUCCUCCCUCCGAAUUCCAACAGAUCGCUUGUAUGUGUUUGCUUCGAUGCCACUGACCUAUAAGACUUGCUUGUUGUUGGUCGAUAUCUUUUCCGGCCUGAGAAGGCGAGCUCUUUCAAGUUGAAGUGGAACAUGUUGCAGAAUGGUUUAUGCGGUCAGUGAUCAUGAUGUGCUUCUUUGUGACUUUCCAUGUGUUUCCUGUUGCACGUCGCGCAGCAAAAUCUCACCCAAAAAAGAGCUUCUUUUUCUUCUCGCCUACGUGCCCCGUCCACGCCGAAGUCUUCGAUUCGCAUACCAGUGAUUGGCGCGGUGAGACACGGCGAUGUAAGCCGACCUCAUGUGGAGAAGUUACCAUCCUCCGUUCGUUUCCCUUGCCGCAGUAGUUUCUUCUCUCUCCCUGCCUUCUUUUUGUGGAAUUGUUGCUCGAAUCUUUUUCGAUAUGCAUAUAUCUUAAUGGGGGGAAGUUGUCACGGGGUGUGGAACCGAUCGCUGCUGUGGCCUGCAAUCCUACCAGAUUCCUUGUUUGGUAUUUGGUACCCAAUCGUUGCUUUCCUUUUGAUCUUUUCACCGAUAAAAAGGUGGUCUUUCGUUGGCUUCCUGGGAGGGGAGUGAGAGGCGAGGGGAAGAGGGAAUCAGGGCCUUUGGGAAUGUAGGUGGUGCGGACUGGGGUCGCUUUUGGCUUUGGGUCGGGUAGUGGGUACUGAGAUCGCUGCUGUAGAUGAGCUGCUUUCCUUGUUUCGGCCCUCGCCGGAGGGAAGCGAGCGGUAGAAUCAAUGACAGCGGUGGCUCCCGAUCCGCUUCGACAUUCGUCGUCGAUUCUUCCUGAGUACAUCUGCAAGAAAAUUCACCUUUAGGGAUCUCGCAAUAGCCACCCAGAACUUUAAGGAAACCAAUUUGAUCGGGGAAGGAGGCUUCGGAAGGGUUUUCAAAGGGCGGCUUGAUUCGGGCCAGGUGGUGGCCAUCAAGCAGCUUAAGCACGAUGGACCUCAGGGGAGUAAAGAAUUCUUGGUGGAGGUUCUCAUGCUGAUCAUGUUGCGGCAUCCUAAUCUUGCGAGUUUGAUUGGAUACUCUGCCGAGGGAGAUGAGAGGCUGCUAGUUUACGAGUACAUGCCCGAGGGCAGCUUGGAAGAUCACUUGUUUGAUCUAUCUCCCAACAAACCACCUCUUGAUUGGAACAGAUGAGUAAAUAUUGCUCUUGGUGCUGCAAAAGGGCUUAUGUACUUGCACAAUGUUGCAAGCCCGCCAGUUAUUUUUCGGGACAUGAAGUCUGCAAACAUAUUAUUAGAUGACGACUUCAACCCUAAGCUCUCUGAUUUUGGACUCGCUAAACUUGGUCCUAUCGGUGACAGGACACAUGUUUCAACGACAGUGAUGGGCACAUAUGGCUACUGUGCUCCUGAUUACGCGAUGAGUGGUAAGCUAACCCUGAAGUCUGAUGUAGACAGUUUCGGUGUGCUGCUUUUGGAGCUGAUAACUGGACGACGAGCUUUUGAUCCUUCAAGGGCUCGUGCAGAGCGGAAUUUAACAAUAUGGUUUCGUCCUUUUCUCAAUGAUCGGAGGAAGUUUUCGCAGUUAGUCGAUCCAUCUCUAGAAGGACGAUAUCCACCACGAGCCUUUCAUCAGUUGGUUGUCAUCGCCUCAAUGUGUCUUCAGGAGCAGGCGCAUGUUCGGCCUAUCGUAGCUGAUGUCGUCUUUGCUCUAGACCAUGUGGCAUCUCAGCCCUAUGUCCAAGGAUCCGACUCCAAGAUCAUCAAAUCCUCUCCAUCCCCCUCUUGAGAACAAGGAAAGGGUACAGCCUCGAGAGGAGUUUGGCCCGACAAUUCACCAAGUUGUGGCGUGGCAAGUCUACAGAACCAACAAUAUGGAUCAAGGGAUUGGGUAUGGUACAUUGCUCAUAUAACCAACCACAUGUAACUGCUGUUUGAACCUUCUCAGGCAAUGAUCAUUAGAUACCGGUAUCACCUCGUCAAGGAUAAUUAGCCGAUGUAAGAAGCCUUACGACAUCGGUUUUGUACAGGUUAAACAUGCUUCGUGUUCUCAAAUCUGAUGCUUAUGUAGAAAGAACUAUGGUAUCAGUUGAGAUUUGCGAUAAUCCGCUGAGAUCCAUGGAUGUUGACAUCAAGAUCUGUAUGCAUCUGGUUUUUGUCGAUAACUAGUGUGUAC